Messenger RNA from Rhopalosiphum padi (bird cherry-oat aphid), 1015 nucleotides. RefSeq lists its product as uncharacterized. The record is from RefSeq and is a predicted model, not a curated record. Lineage: Eukaryota; Metazoa; Arthropoda; Insecta; Hemiptera; Aphididae. The annotation marks the transcript as partial. The transcript has 5 exons.
AAGAAAGAAAAAAAAAGGUACGAUACAAAUAUCAUCUUGCCUGAAUCAUCGCCAGUUACUAAACAUUCAAGUGAUGAUGACGAUGAUUGUCCAACUUUAAAUACUUCAUUAGAUGGUGUGGAUAAAUUAAAGGAACAAAAUGCUCAACGUAUGCAAAAUUCAAUGAAUACUGCUAAUAUUAAUAUCUCAGAAUUUGCUGAUCAGGUUUUUUCCAAAAUGGAUUAUUUUUACAAAAGAAUGUACAACUUUAUGGCUUUUAGCAAUACAGAAUUUCAAAAUUUAGCUCAUGGACAAGAAGAAAUAAAAAAAUUGAUCACUGCCAAUAUAAUUACUACUGAGCAUUCAGAUGAUUUUGAACCCUAUUGUUGGCCUAUUUCUUCAUUUGAAGAGCUUGAGGAGAUUGAGAAUAAGCUUUGUGAUAGAGAAUUUAAAAACAAACCUAUUUUACAGCUGGGUAGAAUUGGAAGAAAAACUGCAAAAGAAGUAAUAAAAAAAAUCAUGGCAACCAUAUUUUCAGAUGCUAUUCUAAAUCAAUACUCAUAUACUGGUUUCAAAGGAAAAAAACCAUUUAAUAAUCUUAUGGUAAACAGAGUUAUAUUUGAAAUAGUCAGAAAAGACAAACGCUUCUUCAACAUAACUGAUAAUGAAAUUGAACAAUAUUUAAAGCAAUGGAUUUCUCAAGCUCCUUUCCGCGGUGAAUACGCUAAAAACAGAAAACUAAAGAAUAGAUCAACAUGUGAUAUAAAUAACACAAAUGAAUCUAUGUCUUAACUUUAUAUUUCAACUUACAAUUUUUAACUUUCAGUUAAUUAUUAAUAAUUUUAAAAGGGAUCAUUAUUAUAAUAAAGUUAAUUAUACUACUAAUAUUUUAAUGCAUAAUAUAUAAUAUAAUAUAUUAUAUAAGUAUCUUAAAUAAUAUAACACAUCUUGUGGUAGUUUAUUACUUAAUUAUUAAACAUAUUUACUAUAACCCAUGUAUUUUAGUGGAUGAUUACAUCUAUAAUUCUUGUCUUCC